Telopea speciosissima is the source of this 1911-nucleotide messenger RNA. Its product is annotated as serine/arginine-rich splicing factor RS41-like. Gene Ontology annotation, cellular component: nuclear speck. Bases 1049 to 1747 code for a protein of 232 amino acids. Lineage: Eukaryota; Viridiplantae; Streptophyta; Magnoliopsida; Proteales; Proteaceae. The record is from RefSeq and is a predicted model, not a curated record. Gene Ontology annotation, molecular function: RNA binding. The transcript is spliced from 5 exons. Gene Ontology annotation, biological process: mRNA splicing, via spliceosome.
UCGUAUUGUCAUUCCUCCCUACUAUUUCUUAUGAUUUGGAUUGAUUUUUGAAACUUCUCUACUUGGAUGUGAAACAAUUGGAGCAGAGAGCUAUUGAGUGUGUUCAAGUUUUGUUUGUUAAGUUUAACUAGAGUUCUCAGGUACCAGGAUACCUCUCUUUCUCAUUAUCGCACCACAGGAGUCCACAUAUCCACUAAUAUUGAGAUAUCAAACGAUGACAAUUUGAGAGUAUCUGGGUAUCAGCUGUUUUACUCUUACAUUUACUAAAUUUAAUCAUAUGGCCGAAAAUUUAUUCAUAAUGCCCAUUUAGGGAAAUACUUUUGUGGAAGUACAUAUGGUAAUCGCAAUUCUCAAUUUUAAACACAUCAAAUUUGCAAUUGCCUGCAAUUGAAGAAGAGCCAUGUAUGGUGAUAUAUUACAUAGAUUCAUUGUGGCGAUGGAUCCUCCAGCAGCAACUCAAUUCAGCAGUGACAAAUCCUCUCCCAUUAAGGUGGUCGAAUCUAGGUGUGUUUUUGCAUUGGUUCUUCACUUUAAUGGCUACAACAGUGUUCAGAAUUCCAAGACAACAUGACAUGGAGAUGGCAAGAAAAGACCUUGUUUUGGGUCUUAGUGGGGUUCAGGAUAUGUUUAAGAAAAGCAAGUCUGUUAUUUGCAGUGUAAGCCCCAUACUCAAAAAUUUCUUUGGCGCAGGAAUAUUAUGAAAAUUCAAUGUUUUCCUGGCUGAUGGAUGGGCUAUUAUGACAUUUCCUUUCCUGCCGUGCCCGAGCUUCAUCUUCUUGUGUUUUUCAGAAGAGCUGAUCUGAUCUGCCAUGGCACCACCAUUCCACAUUUUCCCAAGAGACCAUUGCCUUUCAUUCCUCAUGACCUUCGCCCAGACUUCAUUUUCAGACGUGUCUCAAGGUAGAACCCUUGCCGAUCAUGUGGUCAGAGGCAGCAGAAUAGAUGGAGAAGGCACUCUAUGUUCGUUGACCUACCAUGAGACACCCACUUUUGGCUUGUUGUUCAUUGACAUCAUUUAGUUCAUACUAAAGGAUUUGCUUUUGUCUAUAUGGAUGAUGAGCGAGAUGCUGAGGAUGCAAUACGAUCACUCGACCGGUCAGAAUUUGGUAGGCAGGGGCGCAGGCUUCGUGUUGAGUGGACAAAGCAAGAACGUGGUAUAAGAAGACCUGGGAGUUCAAGACGAUCUGCCACAGCUAAUUUGAAACCCACUAAGACCUUGUUUGUUAUCAACUUUGACCCAGUUCGCACUAGGACGAGAGACUUGGAGAAGCACUUUGAUCCAUAUGGAAAAGUACUGAAUAUAAGGAUUAGAAGGAAUUUUGCUUUCAUUCAGUAUGAAUCACAAGAAGAUGCCUCCAAAGCACUGGAUGCAACAAACAUGAGCAAGUUGAGGGAUCGAGUUAUUUCUGUGGAAUAUGCUGUUCGAGAUGAUGAUGACAGGAGAAAUGGGUACAGCCCUGAGAGAGGUCGUGACAGGUCACCUGAGAGGAGGAGCCGUGAUAGACGUGAUCAUGGCCGAUCGCCAAGCCCUUACCGAAGAGAGAGAGGUAGUCCUGAUUAUGGCCGGGGACCUAGCCCGUAUUCUAAGCCUGAACCACGAGCAAGUCCUGAUUACGGUAGAGCUGAAAGCCCUGUCUACGAGAGAUAUCGCAGCCGUUCACCCGCAGAACGCGAAAAAUCUCCCCGCGAAAUAUCACCUGCGGAACGCAAAAGAUCUCCCCAGGCACGUGAAAGAUCUCGAUCUUGAGACCAUUGUAGAGCUCAAGGGAUUCCCCUAGUGUGGACGAACUUGGCAUCAGCACCUUUCUUUUAGCAAUCUUACAUUGUGAGAGAGGCUUGUAAACUUGUGCAUUUGGGGAUUAUGUAGUGCAGAUCCAUGGCUUGUAGAGUUACCUUGAUUUGAUUAGCUUU